Molecule: messenger RNA, 1683 nt
Organism: Pseudonaja textilis
Lineage: Eukaryota; Metazoa; Chordata; Lepidosauria; Squamata; Elapidae
Source: RefSeq, a predicted model, not a curated record
CCGGGGCCGAGGAGGGCAGGGCGGCCCCUGGCAGGUGAGCUGCUCAGCCGGGAAGCGGCCAGCGGCUCCUCCGGGCAGCCCAGGAUGGCCUCCCGGCUCCUGCACCGGCUGCGGCACGCGCUGGCCCCGGGCGGGGAGGCGGAGGGGCCGGCCGGGGGCUGCGCCGGCCCGGAGGACUGUCCGGAAAGCUCGGAGCUGGAGGACGACACGGAGGGCCUGGCCACGCGCCUCAGCGGCACCCUCAGCUUCAGCAGCAAUGAGGAGGAGGAGGAGGAGGAGGAGGAAGGCGAGCGGGGAGCCCGGCUGGGGGGCGCCGGAGGGAACCUGGACCUGCCCGGGGAGGCGGCGGAGGUCGGAGAGUCCGGCUCCCCCCUGGCCCAGCACCGGGGCAGCCACCUGCUCACCCGGCAGCUGCAGGAGCUCUGGCGGAAAUCGCGGGGAAGCUUCGUGCCCCAACGCCUCCUGUUUGAGGUCACCAGCGCCAGCGUGGUCAGCGAGCGCAACUCCAAGCACGUGCUCUACACCAUCUACCUGAUCCGGGCAGGGCAGUUUGACCAGGCGCCUGCCACCGUCGCCCGCUGCUACUCCGACUUUGAGCGGCUGAACCGCCGUCUCCGCCGCCACUUCAGCCGAGACAUGGCGGGGGUCUCUCUCCCCCGGAAGCAGCUGUGGCACAACUUCACCCCCGCCACUAUCGCCAAGCGCAGCCGGGCCUUCGAACGGUUCCUCGCCGGCCUUUAUGCCUCGCCCGAGAUCCGCCGCUCGGCCGCCUUCCUGGAAUUCUUCUUCCUGGACAGCCUGCAGCGGGCGCAGAGCCUGACCGGCCGGGGCCUCCACCGCCAGGCCCUGGCCGCCUGGGAGACCUCGCGGCGGCUGCAGGAGAAGCUGGGCGCCUGCCGCUCGGGGCACUUCCUGCUGACGCUGGCCGGCCUGGCCGCCUGCCACCAGGAGCUGGAGCAGUGGGGGGAGGCCUUCGGGGCGUGCCAGCAGGCCCUGCACCAGCUGGAGGGCCAGGAGAGCCACCCGCUGCUGGCCGCCCUCCUGCAGACCCACGUCCACCUGGCCUGGGUGCUGGGCCAGGACAAGCGGCAGGCGGAGGCCCGCCUGCGCGGCCUGCAGGGAGCAGGGGAGGCCCAGCAGCCGGGGCCCCCGUUGAAGGAGCUGCUGCUCCAGCAGGCGCUGCCCUAAGGAGCUGCCAGGAAACGGGGGCGCCCGAUGAGAAGCGGAGGGGGCUCCCCCAGGCCAGCAGCAAGGCCCCAGGGCCCCCCCUCGCUCUUCUGAGCCCUGCACCUCCGCUUGCCCCAGCAGUGGGACGAAGCGGGCUGGCCCUUUCAGAGGAGGCUUCUGGGACGCGGAGUCCCCCCAGCUCCUUCCGAGAAAGUGGGGUGAUGACAACGGCCGUGCUGGGGUGACGAGAGCAUCUGCAGGGCCCAUCUCCUGAGAGGCUCCCCACAGGCUCUUCCCUUCCGGAGGGGGGGGAGGCCGCUGGGCACUGGCCGAGGGCGGGACUCCUGGCCGCAGCCUGAGCAGGGAGCAGAGGGGCCUCCCCUCCGGCAUGGGGAGGGGUGGGGCCGCCAGGAUCGCCUUCCUCCCCUUCAGGAACCAGAGCUGCCAGGGAUGCUUCCCGCUGUUUAUUAACAGAAUAAUAAUAAGUCUACAAUAAAUUAACACGCCCAAGGAAAG